AUGGAUGACCAGCUUCGCAUCCCGGAUUCAAUGGUGGCGUGCGUAUUCAAAGCACCGUCCCACCUGUCCUAUACAUCCACACAAACCCCCAGGAUUUCGGCGGCGAAGUUUCUGAUUCGCGUCCACACCUUGUCCAUCUCACCCUACGAACGCCGUUAUUACAGUUCAGCUACGCCACAUUGUGUCUCUGGACGCACUCCAGGGCUAAGCUUCUGUGGAUCUGUUGUUGCGACCCCGACAAGAGAUCACUGGAGCGCGUCCGGACCCAAGUUCAAGGUUGGUGAUGAAGUUAUCGGGAUCGUCAGAAUUGGACAACCAGGAGCGGCAGCUGGGUACGUGCUUGCAGACGGUGAUGAUAUCGCAUUCAAACCGCCAGAUAUCGGCAUGCUGUGGGCUGCCGACCUGCCUACGCCUGCAUUGCUGGCCUGGGGUGUGCUCUUGCGACUGAGCGACCUGGGCAAUCAACUACAACAUUCACGAGAGCCAUUACAGGUGCGAAUUUCUAUGGGCAAAGAUAGCACUCUACAGCAUUUAAUCGCUGCAAUCCUGCAGCCGGAUUCCAUUUUGGGCACGGAUCAGUUUGUUUCCUCGUGGGCCAGUAAUGCACAAAUUGACGACGACAAAACGUCAACGGUCAUCGUAACAGUGUUUCCACCCGGCCGGGAUGUCCAGGCAAAGGCCGAAACAGAUAGCAGCAAGGCUGAUAUGGCUAUUGACCUUGUUCCGGCGACGAGUCAAAUGUGGAGGGAGAUAUUCCAAGAAAAUGCCACGGAUGCUCCUGAAUCAGAGCUGGAAAAGCCAGACCUACAGGCUAUUCUGAAUAUAUUCACCAGCGCUCUUGAGACUGCCACAUCGGCGACACCCGGCAUGUUCGAUAUUUCGGAGUUACCAGACAGGUGGGAAAAAAACGGCGCAUCUGACCAAGAGUGGCUGCUGGGGGUAACAGAGAGCGCGUAG
Messenger RNA from Aspergillus puulaauensis, 957 nucleotides. RefSeq lists its product as uncharacterized. Gene Ontology annotation, cellular component: mitochondrion. Bases 1 to 957 code for a protein of 318 amino acids. The record is from RefSeq and is a predicted model, not a curated record. Lineage: Eukaryota; Fungi; Ascomycota; Eurotiomycetes; Eurotiales; Aspergillaceae. The transcript has a single exon.